AUGGCUAUUAUCGCAAUUGAAUAUACCGAUGACCACUUCGUGGAGUUUGACCACAGCAACAAGCUUGAUUCGAAACACAUUUCACUAGUGAGAAGGCAGAUCUGGCGAGAGAAAAGAUCCAAGAUUAAAGUCCCCACCCCUGGUCGAUUUCGGUGGACUCAACCAUUGAUGUCGGUCGUCAACAAAGGCAAUUCCGAUCCCUUCAACGUUUUGCCCGUGAAAAUCACUCCAUCUGUCAACAAAGCCAUUUCUUUCUUACGCGACAGCUUUGUGCCAAGCCUAUACCUGACACCUUUUUUCGGCCGCUGCUCCGAGGGAGACACUGCAAAGACGGCAUCAUUGGAGAGAUCAAGCUUCAUAUCAUACCAACUUGUUAAGAGAACCUGGGAUACUAUUUGCUUAGGCUUAUGCGACGAAGUAACCGCAGCAACCAGUCUAACUACAGGCCUCGCCCUCAUCACGCGAACUAUGCCCGGUGCAACAAAACAGGACCGUGUUAGUUUACUGGAAAUGCAAACAGAAGCCUACAGAUUAGUACGUAGCAAGCUGGAAAAGGGAGAGAUUGUUAAAAACGAAAAUGAGAAGAUGAAAUUCGUUCUACAAUUAUACUGGCUAUUCCGAGCCGACUGCGUUCUGGGCAACAUCGCUACCGCAAUCAAACACGGAAAGAUGCUUCAAUAUUUUUUGCGAGAAACGAAUGUGGCCAUGGACCACACUUUCAUAUCAUACCUGAUAGGAAGCGAUACUGAAAUUGCGGCCAAGACAAUGCAAAGAACAGUUCUGGAUAUUGAUUACUGGAUCCCAUCUCUAUUCGCUCCUCAUUGGCCGUUGUGGGAGAGUCUUCUUCCUGAGGUCUCGUCCGGCUACAUUGAAGCUGUUGACUCAGUCAUUAACACAGAGCCACUGCUUGGAUUGUUUUAUCGCAGUCGUCGACUACUAGCAAUUGCAGAGCAUCCGAAGUGUAAAGUCAAAGACCCUGCUUCGGCAGAGGCACUUGUCCUGUAUACUUGGACUCGUGGCGUCGUUGACUUGGGCCAUUUCAUCAACCACUACAUGGAUCUUGCCACACUUUUAGAGACAGCUGGUGGCGAAGAGUCUUUAGGCGAGAUUGGUAGCCAAGCAAGCAUCAGCCUUGCUGCAUUGUGUAUGAUGCGCUGGAUCGCACAUACGGCAACUAUUAACGGCGUCGACUUGCGCGAUGCAUCUGGUACCAUCAUCUCACAUUUGCAGCAACGGAUGGAACAAGUGCAGUCUGUCUGCAGCCCAGAAGAGCUUAAGCGAUACGAGAGAGCGUAUCUAUGGAUCUUUUUCAUUGGAGCGCUCUAUUAUCAGAAGAAGAACAAAAUAGAUCAGUGGCCUGUGAAAUCGUGGUUUCAUGAAAGAUUGAGGUCACACGCACGCGCUAUGAAUAUCGUUGCUUGGCCAGACCUCAGACAGGUCCUUCAGAAUUUCGUCUAUUCUGAUCAUGUGGAGCCAAAUGGGGCUCUUUGGAUUGGCAAAACCUUGGAGCUUACUUUGUCAGACCCUUUGAUUGGCAAAACUUUCCCAGCAGUUGGACAGUCUUGUGGACAUCAGUCAGAGAUUGUACUGAGAUAA
Messenger RNA from Exophiala bonariae, 1596 nucleotides. RefSeq lists its product as uncharacterized. Bases 1 to 1596 code for a protein of 531 amino acids. Lineage: Eukaryota; Fungi; Ascomycota; Eurotiomycetes; Chaetothyriales; Herpotrichiellaceae. The transcript has a single exon. The record is from RefSeq and is a predicted model, not a curated record.